CUCUCCAACAGGGGACGACCCUUCCUCCCUUUUCCCCCAGGCCCGUUCCCUGUUGGUAACCCGGGCCCACCUCUAUGACUUCCCUUUCCCUUCCCCAUCACGCACACCUCAUCCCUCCCUUUCCAACUCUCUCCAUCCCUCUCCCUUCCAGCCAACCCUCGGAAGCUGCCCACCCAGCCAGACGAUCAGCCGGCAUCAGCAAUGUUCUAGCCAGCGGGCCCCGUCUUACUCCUCAAGAUCUCACACUGUUAACUCUGCAUUUUGGCGUUUUGCAAUCCCACGAUACCUUCGUUCGACCCCUUCAUAGUUACACCGCGCAGCAUCCAUCCAUCCCAAAUUGAACGAAGCAACCCACGCCAUUCGCCAAACACGACGAACACGACAGCCUCUUUCUCUUGCCCGCAGGCCCCGACGACGCAACCACGCUUGGCGUUCCUCCAUCGAUCUCUCGCAACUGCCAUAGCGACCGUUCUCAAGAUAUAACACCUUGUCGUCUUCAUUCUGAGGCAUUCCAUCCCAUCGUAAACGCCGACCCCCUCGGACAUAACUGGGCUUGACGACCAAGAGAUCAUGGUCCCUUCACACAACUCGCUGAAGCGCACGCUUCUCCUGUCCACUUUCGCCGCCCUCUCCCUUUUCUCCGCCACGGGUCUCGCGCAGGACAAUACCAAUGGAGGAGAUGCUCAAACGAGUGCUCGGCAGUCGUCGCAGGCGGCCUCCACGAACGCGGCCUCUACAAACCAGCAAGAGUCCAGCACUACGGCCGAGCCUACCCGCACAACUCAGCCGACCGCCGUCAUUACAAACACUGGUGCCGUUGCAACCACGGAGGAGAGCAUCAGCGCUCCUAGGAUCACCGGCGGCUCCCAGACAGACGGCGAAAUCCUUACUGGCCUCCCGUCCCUCACUAACGCACCACUCGUGACAACCUACCCACCGCCAACCGUCCCUCCCACCAACAAUGCCCCAUACAUGCACCGGUCCACCGCCCCUCAGGGAACCGUCUUCAUUGCUGUCGGCGCCAUCCUCGGCGCUUUUGGCCUCGGCAUCCUCAUCUGGCGCGGCAUCGUCGCCUGCCUGUUGCACCGCUCCGUCGCCCGGGCUGCCAACGCUCAGCAUGCUGUCAAUGACAAGGCGAGCUUCCCCGCCCCUCCGGCACAGUUCUACAAGUACACCGAUCGCGAGUCUACUCCUUCUCUGGUCCCCAAUGGCGGACGCGGCGUGCGUAGGACGCAGCGCGGACCUAUUCCCUCUGCGACCCCGAGCCAGUCGAACCUGUUCUUCUCACCAACUGCAGCAGGCGGUGGUAGCAACAACAACUCGACCAACAACCGCGACUCACGCUUCCUGCCUUCUGGUUUCUACGCCGCUGCUACAUCGUCUCCCGGCCCCGCUCACGGUCACUCAAUAAGCUUGACGAACCUCCGCCCAGACUCCCGAGGCCAGUAUGGAAGCCGCAAUACGUUGAGGGAGUCUACGCCUCCUGAUUCGCCUUCGUUUGGCGCGAGGCGUGACUUUAGCACUAGCUCCGUCAACCUGUCCGCGGCGCCUGGAAACGGCCAAAGAGCACCGAGCGCCUACCUCGAGGACCUCUUGGACGAAAACCCUCACGCCUUCCCGCCAAACACGAUGCGUCCUGGUUCACGCAACGCUAACAACUCCCCUGGCGGCCGGUUCUAGAGGAUGUUUCCUCUUUGGUUUCUCUCCGCAUACCACCUGCAUCGUAACAGUUUUCCUAACGUCAUGAAGAAAAAAUGGCGAAACGUCACGGCUUGGGGAAUUUCUUUUUGAAUGACACAUUCACGGCGUCAGGGGAGUAUGAUUACAUUGCAUCGCUGGUUUGGAAUACUUUGUUUUAAUUUCCUUGUCCAACGCGCAAGGCCGGCCACCUGUUGCAGCACCGGGCCUCAGCAAUUUUGAGAUCGAAUACCGUCUCGUCACACGAAAAGAAAGCCGGCAACUCCGCGGAGGCUUGCCGCUCGAGGGCAGUGUCCUCGUCGUAUUUCCUUCUCCUGUAUCACACAGGCACGCGACGGAGCAUUUUAGACUGGGAGGCGCGGGUGGCGAUGGUUUGCCAUUGGCAUUUCUUUCUUUGCUUCUCUAUCGCUCGCUGGUACAUAUUCUUCAAUGAGCAAGAUUAAUUCCACAUUCGUUUCCC
Messenger RNA from Colletotrichum destructivum, 2158 nucleotides. RefSeq lists its product as uncharacterized. The record is from RefSeq and is a predicted model, not a curated record. Gene Ontology annotation, cellular component: fungal-type vacuole. The coding region runs from base 571 to 1680 and encodes 369 amino acids. NCBI's taxonomy places the organism in Eukaryota, Fungi, Ascomycota, Sordariomycetes, Glomerellales, Glomerellaceae. The transcript has a single exon.